UGAACCUUAACUGGCAUUGGUUUUGAAAGUAUCACCUGUCUGCCACUCCCAGUGAGGAGAGAGAGAUAGGGAGAAACCAUCACACAUCAGUCUGCACGCAACUCUGGAUAUGACAAAUUGAAGAGGAUGUUAACAACAAACUCAAAGAGUGAGAUCCAGCCACUCCAGCCAAACAGAGGCCAAUGUUUUAGAAGCCGUUGCCUUAUGAAGUAUGGCUUCAUAUUCCUUUUGUUGACCUUGUGUGUUUUAUGCUUCACACUGUACAACUUGGAUGUCAAUAAUCAGAGGAGCAAAGUAUCAGUCAUGAUAAUGAAGAAAUUCAACACCACUUUGGCUUCAAAACCCACUGUUGAGACUCUGAAGACUACCAUGGUUGCUUCCAACAUGAUGCCGACUCCUACUGAUGAAGCUCUAAUGCAUCCCGAUGAGCCUACCAAGUCUACUGGUGUCUGCUCCUAUCAUUCUGUAUCCCCUGAAGAUGCAUUAGAGUUAAACAUGUUAAAGGAGUCAAUCACCUGGCCUACAACACCAUCUUUAUUAUCUAACUUUUCUCUAAAUGACACCAGUGAUCCAGCUCAAAGCACUUUUACUAUUCUACUGAGGAAAGGUGGAGGGAGUUGGCAUUUAGGGGAUCAGUUAGAGGUUCUGAUAAAUAUUCAUGACUUUCAAGAUUAUCCCAAGAAGUUUGAUGGAGAUGUCCUAUUGGCUCGGUUGCACAAUCCUGCUCUUUCUGCAGGUGUAGUAGGAACAGUGCUUGAUCAUCACAAUGGUUCCUACACUGCUGUUUUCUCUUUACUCUGGGAAGGAAGUGCACAAGUUGAGGUGACCCUUGAUCAUCCCAGCGAGGCGGUCACGGUUUUGGAAAAACUGACACAAGAGCAGCCUGACAGAAUUUACUUUAAAAGCACAUUUCGCUCAGGCUCCACAACCGAAACUGUUAGUUGCAAUGUGUGCCUUGAGGCUCCCAAACAAAAGCUGUGCAACUACACUGACAUCUACACAGGGGAGCCCUGGUUCUGCUACAAACCAAAGAAAUUGAGCUGUGCCAACAGAAUCACCCAUUCCAAAGGAGGUUUCAAAAAAAAAAUAGAACCUAGUGAAGAGCUGCUCUUUCAAAAAGGUAUCAACAUGAAAGUCUUUGUUCCACCAUCAGGACCUGCAAGCAUCAACAUUUUGCCGUCACUAAAAGGUCAAACUAAUGAAAUCAUGAAGACCAAACCUGCUGGUUAUUACUACAAAGGUGAAUGGCGAGCACUGGAUGGCACCACUGUAAAUCAGUUUAACAAUGGCACAGCUAUUAGCAGCUGUCUGAAAGGGAAGAUGGUUCACCUGUAUGGAGACUCCACUAUCAGACAGUGGUUUGAAUAUUUAAUCACAAGAACCCCAGAUCUAAAGAAGUUUGACUUGAAAAGUCCACAGCAAACAGGACCUUUUCUAGCCUUGGAUUAUAAAAACAAAAUCAUGGUUACAUUCCGCUGCCAUGGUCCUCCUAUUCGUUUUACGAAUUUAAUGAUCAGUCAGACACGUUUUAUUGCCAAUGAGUUGAAAGGUUUGGUUGGAGGCACCAACACUGUUAUAGUUAUUGGCAUCUGGUCUCACUUCAGCACUUUCCCUGUUGAGGUCUACAUCCGACGUCUGCUAAAUAUAAGGAGGGCAGUGGUGCAACUGUUGACCAGAGCUCCGGGGACACUGGUGAUCAUCAGGACAGCCAAUCCCAAAACACCAAAUCUCUAUGAGACACUGACCAACAGUGACUGGUAUUCCCUACAGCGUGACAAGAUUCUCAGAGCAGUAUUCAAAGGGGUGAAUGUCCGACUGGUGGAUGCCUGGGAGAUGACUGUUGCCCACAGCCUGCCACACAGCCUCCAUCCACAGCUUCCUAUAAUAAAGAAUAUGAUUGAUGUUGUUUUGUCCUACAUUUGUCCCACUGCUGGGGAACAAAAGAAAAAGUUUAGAACUGUAUAAAAUGCAGUUACCCACAAAGGACAAAUUAAUCAACAGUUUGGAUGACAGAUUCAAUCAUUAACAAAACAAAAGUAGAUAAAUUCGGUUGCAUGCUUGAAUGGGUAUUAUGGAAAAUAGUGUAAUAAGACAGUCUUUACAAUAUUGAAUAAAUGUUUUGAACAUUAUUGAUUUUUAAAUACUAAAAGGCUCUGUCACACUCUGACUUCAAACAGGCAGUAUCAAGAUUUGCCUUUGGUUCCCUAGCCUCUUUCACAUUACUACAUUAUGCUAGAUUAUGUUGAUUGGAUCCAAACUAGGGCUAGCAUGAGAGAUGCUAGGUUCCUGAAUCUGAUCCUGACCAAUUUUCAUUUUUUUUUGUUAGGGAUGUUAAAAAAUUUAAUUUUAAUUUCUUUUUAUUUCAAUUCUUAAUGUAUAUACGUCUUUAGUCACCACACAUUGUGUAAACAAAAUAAUGGAAACACUAGUCAGUUUCAGCUUGUUUAUUGCAUGCCAUUGUCUAAACAUUGUAAACAUUAGGGUGACUGAGGUUAAAGGAGAAAUAAAUUCAAGGAUCAUUUUUAUAUGGGUUAUUUAUAUUCAUAACGCUGAGCCUGGUUGUGCUGUAGGUUUCUUGCUGUUAAGAUUAAGUUUUUCCUCUCCACUGUCGCUACAAGCAUGCUUGGUUUGAGGGAUUUCCUUCAAGUAAAUGAGUCAAUGCAAUCAACUGGUUUUCCUUAGAUAGAAAACUUUGAAUCACUUUGACUGUAUGAUCUGGUUGAAUUGUCCCUGUACAGUGCCUAGAAAUGACUUGGCACUAUAUAAAUAAAC
Messenger RNA from Cyprinodon tularosa, 2772 nucleotides. RefSeq names its product NXPE family member 3-like. The record is from RefSeq and is a predicted model, not a curated record. Lineage: Eukaryota; Metazoa; Chordata; Actinopteri; Cyprinodontiformes; Cyprinodontidae. The transcript is spliced from 7 exons. Bases 127 to 1965 code for a protein of 612 amino acids.